CCUAGCAAGAUCCCGAACUGCUCCCUCUGAGACCCGCGGAUAAGACUGGGUCAACGCAGGCGCAACCCUACUACCCCCGCGCCCCGAGAGAGAUGGGCAGCUCUGAGCUGAGUGGAAGAAUGUGAUCCAGGCUGAGUGACGUUUACUAAUGGGCGGUGCCGGAUCCUUCACACUUGGACAGAGUGAUCCUAGACCCGGAAGUGUGCGUGUCACGCUGGCAUAACAUGACUGAGAUGACAGAGCUCCUGGAAAGUGCCCGACGGGAGUAUGCCAAGAGUUUCGGUGGAAACGAGCCCAGGAUCAGUGUGUUUGCUCCCGGACGGGUGAAUCUGAUCGGGGAACACACAGAUUACAACGGGGGAUUUGUGCUGCCAAUGGCCCUCCCCCUCGUCACUGUUAUAGUUGGGAGUCCGAGAGAUGAUGGGCACAUAUCCAUUGUUACCACAGCAGAAGGUGCAGAUAAACCACACACUGUGGAAUUCGAAGCUCCACAGCAGGGGAAACCACUGGUACCAGGAGCUCCCAAAUGGUCUAACUAUGUAAAGGGUGUGAUAGAACAUUAUCGCGCUGGUCCAGUUCCUGGAUUCAAUGCUGUGAUUGCCUCCAAUGUCCCUUUGGGUGGGGGUCUGUCAAGCUCUGCAUCCCUAGAAGUGGCUACAUACACAUUCCUACAGCAGCUGUGCAAUGAUGAUGGUGACACUGUACAGAAGGCUCUUGCAUGCCAGAAAGCUGAACAUACAUUUGCUGGGGUGCCCUGCGGGAUCAUGGACCAGUUCAUCUCUGUGAUGGGUAGGGAGGGCCAUGCUCUGCUAAUUGACUGCAGAUCUUUGGACGUGACUUCUCUCCCUUUGGCAGACCCAGGAUUGGCUGUGCUCAUCACCAAUUCAAAUGUGCGCCAUGAGCUGACUGGUAGUGAAUAUCCUGAACGUAGACGACAGUGUGAGGAGGCUGCUAGAACUCUUAAGAAGGAGAGUCUAAGAGAUGCCAGCAUGGAGGACUUGGAAGCAAUGAAGGAGAGUCUGACUAAGACUUGUUAUAAACGGGCUCAUCAUGUCAUCUCGGAGAUAACAAGAACAACAGAUGCAGCGGAUGCCCUGCAGAGGGGAGACUACAAAGCAUUUGGAAAAUUCAUGGUGGAGAGUCACAACUCUCUGAGGGAUGAUUAUGAAGUCAGCUGCCCAGAACUUGAUGAAUUAGUGGCAAUAGCAUUGGAGGUUCCUGGUGUUUAUGGCAGCCGAAUGACAGGUGGAGGUUUUGGAGGCUGCACGGUCACCUUGCUGGAGACUUCUGCAGCUGAGAGAGCCAAGCAACAAAUUAAGGCAAAAUACAGAGGCACCCCUACAUUCUACAUUGCCAAACCUUCUGCUGGUUCUGGCAUAAUGACGGUGUAAUCAGAGUCAAAGGAAUAAGAUGGCCACCCCAAGUAAAAUAAAUGGUUCUUCUUUUUAUACAGUU
Messenger RNA from Xenopus laevis (African clawed frog), 1455 nucleotides. It is a transcript of the gene galk1.L, whose product is annotated as galactokinase 1 L homeolog. Gene Ontology annotation, cellular component: cytosol; cytoplasm. Lineage: Eukaryota; Metazoa; Chordata; Amphibia; Anura; Pipidae. The record is from RefSeq and is a predicted model, not a curated record. Gene Ontology annotation, molecular function: kinase activity; phosphotransferase activity, alcohol group as acceptor; ATP binding. The transcript has 9 exons. Gene Ontology annotation, biological process: beta-D-galactose catabolic process via UDP-galactose, Leloir pathway; carbohydrate phosphorylation; galactose metabolic process. Bases 225 to 1391 code for a protein of 388 amino acids.